Messenger RNA from Nematostella vectensis (starlet sea anemone), 1334 nucleotides. Its product is annotated as LYR motif-containing protein 1. The record is from RefSeq and is a predicted model, not a curated record. Lineage: Eukaryota; Metazoa; Cnidaria; Anthozoa; Actiniaria; Edwardsiidae. Gene Ontology annotation, cellular component: mitochondrion. The transcript has 4 exons.
CUAAUAGCCCAAAGGGCACGUUUACGCAACGUAACAUGACCGGGUUUUCUAAUCAAACACGGAGAGCGCGUCGCAAACAAGCACAUUUCGGCCAAAUUAGAGGGAAUUUCGUGGUUUAUUAUUAGAAUUUAGCUGAAUACCGCUGUUCCUACCGCCCUUGCCGCUCGCAACGGGUUACCCACAGACUCUUUCUUACAGUUCGGUCGAGGGACUGGGUACGAAUAUCUCUAAGCUUUGCAAAAUGGAGGAUUCAGUCGAAUGAUGUCGAAAAGGAGAGACGUUUUAAAUCUUUACAAGCGAAUCCUCACGCUUUCAAGGACAUGGCAACCAUAAUUAUCAAGUUCUUCUGCCCAAGUUGUACAAGAAAGGAAGUACAUAAAGGACGAAGCGAGGAACCUUUUCAAGAAAAAUAAGAAUAUCAGUGAUGUGAGUGAAAUCGAUCAGUGCAUCAAGGAGGCAGAGAGUCGGAUAGAGAUGGCACUGCACUAUGGCACUGCCUAUCCAAGAAUGAUCAAUGUACCACCUGCUGCUAUUGCUAAAUCAGGAACACAUCAGCGGAAAGUGCAGGAUCACAUCCGCCAGCAAGCCAAGCCUACAUACCUGCACUCUUAUGAAGAAAUUGAAAAAUGAAUGACGGGUUGAUAUUUCAAACGUUGGAGAAGAACUGGAAUAAAGAAAAAGAUCUUUGAACAUUGGAAAUACAGGGAAUACAUUUUCUAGGGGAAAGGAACUGUGAAGUAUGGACAAGGAAGGAACAACUGGCUGGGGAAGGGCCAGGUAGGGGUUAGUGUUCUGCCUGAAAUUAGUCCUUGAACAUGGUUUAUAAUGUACACUUGACAUUGUACAACAGAUGUCAUUAAAAAAAUAAAAAAAUCCAAUGUCAAUUCAAGGGGAAUCACUGGUACUCUUGAAAAGCGUUCGUAUAGAGAGAGGGGGCUAAUUUGAAAUUGUUGGCUUUAGAGGCAAGAGGUUGGGGGGCUGAUAGAGAGUGGGGGCUCAAAACAGAUGGGGCGCAUUAAAAAGCUAUCUCUUUUAUUUAGAGGAGGGUCCACCUAUCCGCCUAGGAAAGGGGGUGGGGGUGAGGGGUAGUUGGGUGGGAAAUGUCCAAUAUGUGGACAAGAAAGAAAGUACUUGCAUUAUUACUAGUUGGGCCUUGCAGGCUAAUGUGUUAUUCUAGAGCCUAGUGGAAACAGCAUCAUUAUCAGUCCAAUAUCCAAGAUUCAAAGGAGGUGCUGGCCAACCACCUCUUUGUGCUAUGAAACAUCAUUAACAUUGUUACUAAGUGCUAUAAAACAUUAAAUCAAGAUUAAAAUGUUUUGAUUUAUUCAAUAAUU